CUUCACGGCGCCUAUCUGCGGUCGCUGCUUUGCACACCCCUUGUCAACGCCGCCGCUGUCGGCUGCUGGGCGCGCUCUACUGGCCGCGACUUGACUCCUCGACGCGCCGCGGCUGAUCCGUCACCGAGUCCUUCGUUGCAAGUGCCGCUACCGUGUGCAAGCCUGUCGCCUUGCCGGUCGUUUGUUGUAGCAGCAGCGAACGUGCGUGACGGUGCAGCUGUCGCGAUGUGCCACGUGCGAUCGCGCGCGGCGUGAAAUCGGCCGCUGUCUUACAGAGAAGCGACAUUCUCGCGGACGCCGGCUUUGGACCUCCGCUGCUCUGAACGGCUACUAGACUGUGAUCGUGCGCAACGAUUCCGAUCGCAAAACGCUCAAGAGUCACUGGCGGGUGUUUUCGUCUGUUCUGCCUGACUGCACGCGGCCCAUCUUUUGAACUUGAGAUACACGCGCAUCUUCCGUUGUUACCACUUUUGGCGCCGCUGGUCAGUAGUUGUCAUCGUGCUUGUGUGUGUGUGUGCGUGUGUGUGUGAGAGUGCGUCCAGGACAGAACUGUGCACCGAGAACGUUGUCCAGGCUGUGGGAUACUACCGGUACAUGAGACUCUGAGACUGUCCGGUCGCUGUCUUGCGUCGUCCAGGUUUCUUGGAACUGAGGCUGAGAUCACCGGCUUGACUGUGCGCCCAGCUGACCAACUUCAUUGUCAGCAGCAGAAAGGACGCCGAUCCUGUCUGCGCAGCCACAGCCCUCCUACCGAGGACUCUGGAGCGGGAUGAGCCUGUAGGACGAUCGACGCACCACCGUUGGGUACGCGGGCCAAGCUGCGGCGGGGAGGAGGAGCUCGUGCUUUUCCCUUUACCCUGAAUGCAAGGACUCCUCGGAACGUCGCUCCACCACCGGCAAAAUGAUGCCGGAGGCAUGUCGGGCCUGGGCUGGCAAAGCGGGGGUGGCCCCGUGAGCCAGCAGCAGCAGCUGUCAGUAGUGACCACGGUGUGGGGAGUGACGUCCACCACGCAGAGCGCAGCGCCCUACGCGCCUGGGCCCCCCCAGGCUAAGGGGGGCCCGUAUGCCCCUUCUGGCUACCCAUCAGGAUCACCUCUGGGCCCCAACAAGGGUUACUCACCUGUGCCACCUUCCCGACAGCCUCCCAAUGCGUAUGCUGGGUAUGGCCAGAAUCCUGCAGGCAUGGCUGGUGGCAUGCCUGGUGCCAUGGGAGCUGCUGGACAUGGCACAGCAGGCGAAUUCCAGACAGGUCCGUCAGCCCUCAGCACCGCAGCCCUGGUGGCUGCUGCCACUGCUACAGCUACAGCGACAGCAAGUGUGGUUGCUCUCCAGGAGCAACGGCAGCAGGAAGUCAUGGGUGGACAGUAUGGACAGAUGGGGGGCCACCAGCAGUUUCCGGGUGCAGGCUAUGGGGUGCCUCCCCAGCGGGGUCCUCCGCAUGGUGCUGCAGCAGCUGGCCAGAUGGGAGGUCUGAUGGGACCAACAAUGGGGCCCCUGGGGGCCGCCUCCAAGCUUGGUGGGGCGGGCGGGCCUCUCUACAACCAGCAGCAGCAGCCACCACCCCGCGGCAGACCCUACCCAAGCCCCCAGCAGUACCUGGCACAUAAGCGACAACAGCAGCAGCAACAGCAGCAGCAGCAGCAACAGCAGUACCCAGCAGGGCCCAUGCAGGGGGGUUACAUGGGUGCUCCACAGCAGCAGUAUGGGCCCCAGUACCCAGGGGCAGCCAGUGGGCCAUUUCCAAAGCAGCAGGGAGCUGGUUACGGGGGAGGUGCCCCUGCCUCUCAAGGGGCCCUGGCGGCCUACCAUCAGGGGUCUCCCCUGCGAGGUCGACCCCCUGGCCAAGGCAUGCCCACUCCAGCUGCCUACCCAGGCAGUGCACAGGGUGGCCAGUACUACCAGCAGCCCAUGGGUCCGCAGGCGCAGUAUGAGCAGCAGUUUAUGCAGGGUGGCCAGUAUGCACCGCAUGGCUUCCAGCAGCGGAGCAUGAACUAUCAGCACUCGCCCAUUCCUGGCAACCCCACACCACCACUGACCCCAGCAUCGGGCAUGCCCCCAUACCUGUCUCCAAGCCAGGACACAAAGCCUGUGUUCCCUGAUAUCAAGCCUCCUCUGCCCAUUCAGAAGGACGACGAGCUGCGCCUCACAUUCCCUGUGAAAGAUGGCAUCAUCCUGGCGCCCUUCCGGCUGGAGCAUAAUCUCGCAGUCAGCAACCAUGUGUUCCACCUGAAGCCCUCGGUGCACGAGACACUCGUCUGGCGCUCUGACUUGGAGCUGCAGCUCAAGUGCUUCCACCAUGAGGAUCGCCAGAUGCACACUAAUUGGCCUGCUUCAGUACAGGUGUCUGUCAAUGCCACUCCACUGAGCAUUGACCGGGGCGAGAGCAAGACUUCACAUCGGCCACUGUAUCUCAAAGAAGUCUGUCAAGCAGGCCGCAACACUGUGCAGAUCACUGUUACAGCCUGCUGUUGUUCUCACCUGUUCCUGCUGCAACUGGUGCACCGGCCAACAGUGCGAUCAGUGCUGCAGGGUUUGCUGCGCAAGAGGCUUCUACCAGCUGAACACAGCAUCGGCAAGAUCAAGCGCAACUUCUCAGUGGGCCCAUCCCCCCAGGGGCCAAACAGUGGCCCCGGUCAAAACCCGUCUGGAGGUGCAGGACCUGCUGAGGAUGGUGUUGAGCAGACUGCCAUUAAGGUGCAGCUCAAGUGUCCUAUCACAUUCAAGCGCAUCACGCUACCUGCACGAGGCCAGGAAUGCAAGCACAUUCAGUGCUUUGACCUGGAGUCUUACCUGCAACUGAACUGUGAACGAGGGUCUUGGCGGUGCCCAGUGUGCAGCAAAACUGCCAUCCUUGAGGGCCUGGAAGUGGACCAAUACAUGUGGGGUAUUUUGACCAACCUGAGCAACUCUGAUGUGGAGGAAGUAACCAUCGAUGCAACAGCUAGCUGGAAGCCUGUCACUAUCAAAUCAAUCAAGGAUGAACAUGAUGGGACAGAGUCAUGCAGUGGUGGCAAGCGACUGAAGGCCAUGUCCCCAAGCAGCAUGACAAUGCCAACUACAAGUAGCUGGGAAAUGGGACAGGGUCUCUCACCUUACCCAGCCCUGCCCCCGCCUGACAUGCAGUCCAUCGUGAAUGGACCCAGUAUGGCCAAUGGGCCAGUCAUGCCUGGUGGCCCUGUGAUGCCGAGUGGUGCUGGCAUGCCUAAUGGUCCAGUCAUGGCUAGUGGCCCAAGCAUGCCCAAUGGACCUGUCAUGGGCAAUGGCUCUGGCAUGCCUAAUGGAAUGGGCUAUGGCAGCCGCAAUGGUGGUUUUGACUUCCAGUCUCAGGCAUCAGACUUUGGCAGCCCUCUAGCUCAUUUGAAUGAUAGUGUGGCCUCUCUGGACCACCUGGCUGCCAUGGAGAAGUCACUGAAUCAUCACGAACAGCAAAUGAUGCCGAUGGCCAACCACCAUCAAGAUCCGCCAGCACCGCAAGGCACUUCCUCGAGCCGCCACCCAGGUGGUGGAGGGCCAGGGUCUCAGAACUCUGGGAGCAAUGCCCCAGGAACACCAAGCACAUCCGGUGUGGCUAGCACCCCAGCAUCCAGCCAGCCGCAGGCCCCUCCACAACAGCAGCAGCAGCAGCAACAACAGCCGGGGCCGCUGUCAGUAGGGAGCAAUGGGCCUCAGACACCUCAUACCCCACACACUCCUCACACACCAGGAGGGCCACCCAGUGUGCCUUCACAGGGCUUGGAAGGCAGUGGUGGGCCAGACAGCCUAGCUCCUGACCUCAGCGAGCUGAGCUUCGACCCGGCAGCCGUGAUUGAUGGGGAGGGCCAAGGCCAGGAGGGUCUCAAUCUGCUUCCGGAGAGCUGUGUUGACGCCAUGGAGCUUUUGUCAUACCUUGACCCGCCGGACCUAGGCGGUGGUGCUGGUAGCACAGGCAGUAGCCAUACUGGCCAAACUUCAAGUUCAGCCGCAGCUGGGAGCACACCAGCCAAUGAUGAUCUCCUUGCUCUGUUUGAGCCUUGACUCAUGUGAUGAGAACUACUUUGUGCAUCCGAACAGAGCCGACACGACAGAAAAAAGCAUCCAGUGGCAGGCGUUUGGCUCCAUGGUAUGCAGCAUAUUGUGAUGCAGUUUGAAACUGAUGCAGCUGUGACAUUUACUGUGUGAUUCUACUGACCGUCAUACAAGCAAGCACUUUUGAAGACUGUGCAUGUGCAUCAGAACACCAAAGAUAGGGAUGCUUCGCAGGGAGGGAAGCUGAACUUUGAAGCACUUGUGAUUGCGUGAGUGUAUGGCUGGUUGUUCAACAAUAACAAAAUCAUCAAAAAUUUGCUUGGAACAUCUCAGAAUUUGUCAUUUGGAGUCUUGCCUUUGCGUAUUUACAAAUUAACAAUGCAGCUUUAUUUUCUUAUAAGAUUUGAGCAGGUGAUGUGCAAGGCAGGAAGUGGUUUGUCCAAUGCAAGAAGUGACUACAUACAGAGAUUACUUGUGAGCACUGAAUUUUCUUGCACUCUCACGACUACCUUGAGAGAUAGCGGUUGACACUUGGUGGCCAUGAUCCUGUGGUCUCGUGCUGUUAUGGUCAGAUGCCCCGACACAUUACGGGGGGCGCUGGCACCACUGUGUCUGGACGCUUGCGUCCUGUUGUCCACGGUGCUGAAUGAACACGCCAGCCAUCUCAAGCCAGGUGUCGUGUGUUUCACGAUGCUAGCUAGAAAUCUCAGCUUUUGAAGUGCUCUGCACAGCCAGGACAUCGAUCCUUUGCCACCAUUACCUCAUUUUGUACAGAAGCCCGUCUUGACUGGUGGCAUUAACUGAAGAAGGGCGUGCAGGAACUGGAGGCGCAGCUGUAAUCUCAACGCCCAGUAUGCAACCCAAUGUGGGAAAAAAGCAACGCACAGCUCCUCACUUGUGCUCCAUCUGACGGCAAAAAGAACGGUCAAAACACUGCUGUGACCUUGUGUACAUAGGGUUUUAAUGGCACAUUCUUUGUGUCUCGUACUUGAAAUUCCUCGAAAAAUCCUGGUAUGUUGUGUAUGCAUGUGAGAGUUGUGUCCCUGAAUGUUGUACAGCCUGUGGUUUUUUUUCUUUGUGUGUCCUUUGCUAGCUGUUUUUAUGUUUUCUUGAGCCCUUGAGUAUAUAUACAUAUACAUAUUAUAUAUAUAUAUAUAUUAUAAAUAAUUAUAUAUAAAUAUAUAUAUAUAUACUAUUUAUUUUAAGUGUGAGCUUGUGUGUGCCGCAGCCUCCUUGUUUUUGUGGGGGCAUAGUCGCCACUACAUGUUACCGCCAGCACAUCUUACAUGUCAGUGUUUUCACAGCACUGGCACAUGCGCACUUCAUGUAGGCUCCCGCUUGCAGUCUCCCGGGUCAGGCAUCUGGCAGCAGUAAAGACUGGUGCAGAACAUUUUUCGUUCUUCAGCUGUUCUGGCUAUUUCAUCGUCCUGUUUAUUACAGCCCAAAUGUUCAUUGAAUUGCAUGAAAACAGAUUUUGGUGCUACUCACUGUCACAGGAUUUCUGAUGUGGUAUGGGGCUUCUUUUCUUAUUUUACAGUUUUAGGUGAAAAAAAUUAAAUGUGAAACAUAUACCAGGAAUCUGAGAGAUUGUGAGGCUACCAGCUGUUAGCAGAUUUCUUCAGUAAUCUACACUAGGUUGCUAGUACUGCUUGAAGUACUGAGUGUUGUCCAGUUGCUGGACUGGUGUUGAUUGCAAUUUCAAUCUUGUAUCAAUCCUUUCCUGCCAGUUGCCCUAAAGGUAGUUACCAUACACAUUGCAUGUCUUGUGCACAAGCAAGUGAUUUCUUUGGAAACAGUCCAAUUGUAUCUUUUUUUCACCAUGGCUGCCACACAUCACUUUGUAAAUGCUGGAUGCUUCCUUGAUCAUUUGUUGCUCUGUAACCAUGAAUUUGUGAUAUUUGAAACUUUAGGUUUUAAUCUUGUUCUUGAGUACUUAAUUUGUCCAAGUACCUGAUUCUUCCAAGGCAAAAUGUUGUCCUUAUUUUCUUCUUACGGCAUACGAAAUUAUCCAGACACAAGAUAAGCACCAUUAGCCAGACUGCAACUAAAUGCCUUUGAUGCUCAUUGUUGCCUUUUUGUGCAAGUGGGUAGUAUGAGUAAUGGCUAUUUUAUCCGGAAAGGCACACACUGCAAAUUGCAGAAUUGUUAUUAUAUAUGUUUAGCUGCGCAGCGGUGUGAUAUUGAGACAAUAAAACGUUUUUGAUUUCCAUUUAAAAUAGUGGGAACAUCAGGCCUGGAACUGCACUUGUGCUCAAAAUACAGGCACUUUUACGAGCUAAUAAAUUUGAAUAGUUAUAUUGUCAUUAGUUGUUAAGCAUGACACCCAUACUCAAGGGGAAGGAAUUAUGGUUCUUGGGAAACAGUCUUUUAAAACAUCUAGAAAUGGUCAUUAUUUUUUCAGUAAAAUGUCAGCAACAGUGUGGGAAAGGCUGCCUGCAAAAUUAAAUAAGUCUGCCAUAAUAUAAGCUUCAUUCUUCUACAACUUGCACAUCAGAAAGAUUGAUAUGUACAGCUUAGGAAGAGAUGCAGGUUCUAGUGAUUUCCGCUCUUGUGCAUAUCAAAUUCUGUUUGUUGUGGGGGCAUGAGAUGGCUGCCCGUCUUGCAAACGGUAUCCACUUGCAGCCAUUUUUUAUUAGGCCAGCGAAUUAGCACAUGUGAAGCCCAUUGCUUUCAGUUACCCAUGUCUUGCUGCCAUGCAGUACUGACAAUCACUUAGUGUAAUGUUUUAAGCCGGUAAAAAAAAUAAAUAAAUAAGUCUGCCAUUAAGUCUGGACAUGCUUGAUUUAUGAAUGUCAGUCAUGAGUGUCAUGCUUUGCAGCAUUGCUCCUCAGCUAUUCUAUUACAGAGAUCUGAAAGGAUUUGUAACUUCCACCUAGAUGUAGCAUCUUCUUGUUGAACUUGUCUUUCUCAUUGCUGCCAGGGGAAGCCCUCCCCAGACCCGUUAUACCUCAGAACGUGCACAGCAUGCAAAGCACACAAAGUGUUCCUCUCUUGUCUCACAGUAGUUGUGCUGUCCCUGUAUAUAAUGUCCAGCGCAGGGCAGAAAACCCAUGUGUUUUUCAGCCUGGAGGGUGCAGUAUCUUGUGUUGUGCUCCAAAGCAGUGUAGGUUGCAGUGAUGCAAUUCUCUUUUCUGUAGCCUAGUGAGAAACGAAUAGAUGCGUCAUAGAAAAUGCGCGCUGUAAAAAUCGCCAUGCAUAUGUGAUGGCUGCCACUGUUGCAAUGAAAUAGGCUAUUGUAAAAGAGCUAGCUAUUGAUGCCUAGCUUAUUGAUAGACCACAGCAACGAAAAUUUCCUAUCAAGUUUUAUCCUUGAAUAUCAAAGUCUUUUAAUGUUUGAAAAAUAAAACUUGAUUGAAAGUGCUUGUUGAAGAGAUCCUUUGAGACUUGAAUGGGAGGAGCAAGUUAGUAGAUACGUGAUGGAAAAAGAAGGUGGUUGGCUGGCACAAGCUUGACAUAUUGCUCUGUCUUGGAAACAAGAACAACAAAACGUGGUGCUCAUGCUUUUGUCUUUCAUUCUUGACUUUCUCCAUGCUAUGUAAAUUCAGAAAAAAAAAAAAAAGUUGUUGAACACUUCUGUUUUCAGUCAAAAAAACAAACAAGAUAGCAAAAUGAUUCAGUUGACUUGGCUGAUGGGUGUAAUAUGGCAAACAGCUUGAGCACUGUUAUGGAAGCAUCAAAAAGAUGGUACUUGUCUGUUGAAUAGCUUAUACAAGCAGUCUGAGCUCGUACAUACCUGGAGUUAAUUGUAGCAUGCCAUGUGGAGACUAGCAUGACUUUGCAACAUGGCAGCCGGCUUUCACAGCAUUCUUUUUGUCUUCCCUCACAAAGCACAUGUGCAUACAGACACUUUCUUCACCUAUUUGUUUUUGCAACUUGUACAUAUUGUAAAGUGCUUGCAAUGCAAGAUACAGCUUGAAGUCCAUGUCAGCAACACUGCUAGACGUUCACAUGCAAAAGUGCUCCUACCAGCCCUAUUGCCUCCUUGCACUGUGAAAAUAACCUGUAUUUCAACAUGCCCCUGUUACAUCCUUAGAUGCUUGCUUACUUGUCGUCCGCUUCAUGUCUCUUGUACAGGUCUCACUUCAUGGAUAAUAUAAACAAUUAAGUCUCAUUUUCAGCUUCACUGCUUAUUUUCUUUGUAUGGACAGCUGUUUUCACCAGCAAUGUUGCUUAGUAUGUGAACAUAGUGAAAACGCAAAAGCUAUGGUGUUGACAUGCUGAACGCAAGGAUAUUCAAAUGACGGGUGAGGUAGCGCAGUGUGCAUUGAAAGAAGGGAAGUGAUGGCAUACAUUAAAUGUGUGUCGCAAGCUGAGGUGUUAGAUGUCCUGUCUAAGCAUGUUGUUUGGCACGCUGUAUCAGCAGUAGCUAAAAUUUCUGCCAUCUUAUUAUUCUUUUUGAUGGGCCAAUAAGAGCACUCGAACCUGCAAUAAAAGUACUCUCAUGAUAGCCUGUGCCAAUCUUGGCUGCACCAUGAACACUUGAGCACUUGGGUCAUUCAAGUACUUAAGAGAGCACAUUUAAGCAGUUCUAAGAGCUCCUCUUGGCCAUAGCGAAAUCCUUAUAAAAGUAAGCUUCUUAAAAGAAGCUGCAUGUUCUUUUUUUUUUUUUUUGCUUUGCUUAGUUUAUUUGCCUUAGUGGACGAUCGAGGCUGAGAGCUCUAUCACCAUCAAAAGUGGAUAGUAAUUGUAGAUGUGCCGUUACAUUCAGCCAUUGUGUGGUUUUGACGUCAACACGUCACUGAAUUCGGCCACAGACCCUGUGGUGUGGCAAGUUUUGGCAUUUAUGCCCACAUCAGCUGCUAGGUGAUCAAAUAGCUUUGUUUAGCAAUUGAGUUGUGUUGCUUUGCAAUUGUUAUGCUGUGUUUUCCUGAGCUUUUUUUCUUGUUUCACUUUGAGAAAGCGUGAACAGAAUGAAAUGCUGGUUCUCCUCUUCCUUUGUCAUGAGAGCACGGGGCUCCUGCUCUUUCCUUGAGGGGUUAAAAAAAUGCAAGAGUUUAAUGAAGGCAGAGUUGCGCAACGUACGUCAUAUCAAACAGUUCCUAUAUGCAUAAAGCACAGCUUUUGAAUCCGGUGACGGUGGGGAACAUUGCAACGAAACAUCCUCUUUUUCUUAUUGUUUCAUGCCAGUACAGAGAUGGGAAACACAACAGGGAGUUGUUCUCUCUCCACACACGGUGUCGUUUUUUUCCCUUUCCUAUUUUCACGCUCCUCAUCUUGUUUGGCAAAUCAUUCGGUCUCAUGUGCAACGGGAUGGCCUCUUGUCUUCUCAUUUCUUGUUCUGUUUCCAUUUGCUCGAGUGACCUUAGGGUGACAGUAGCAGCGUUCAUUGAUAGAGUUCUUGUCCAUACCAUUUCAUGUUCUUCUGUUUGUCAUAUUUCUAGUGUAGAUAUCCAUAUUUAUACAAUAAAAUGUUUAUAUAACAUGA
This is a messenger RNA of Dermacentor silvarum, 9430 nucleotides long. It is a transcript of the gene tna, whose product is annotated as zinc finger MIZ domain-containing protein 2. Lineage: Eukaryota; Metazoa; Arthropoda; Arachnida; Ixodida; Ixodidae. Gene Ontology annotation, molecular function: SUMO ligase activity; zinc ion binding. The transcript is spliced from 17 exons. The record is from RefSeq and is a predicted model, not a curated record. Bases 862 to 4014 code for a protein of 1050 amino acids. Gene Ontology annotation, biological process: protein sumoylation; regulation of transcription by RNA polymerase II.